This is a messenger RNA of Mesitornis unicolor (brown roatelo), 613 nucleotides long. RefSeq names its product prolyl 4-hydroxylase, alpha polypeptide I (gene P4HA1). The transcript has 7 exons. Gene Ontology annotation, molecular function: iron ion binding; L-ascorbic acid binding; procollagen-proline 4-dioxygenase activity. Gene Ontology annotation, biological process: peptidyl-proline hydroxylation to 4-hydroxy-L-proline. The coding region runs from base 1 to 417 and encodes 138 amino acids. NCBI's taxonomy places the organism in Eukaryota, Metazoa, Chordata, Aves, Mesitornithiformes, Mesitornithidae. The record is from RefSeq and is a predicted model, not a curated record. Gene Ontology annotation, cellular component: endoplasmic reticulum.
AUGACGGUAGCCAACUACGGAGUAGGAGGCCAGUAUGAGCCUCACUUUGAUUUUGGAAGGGUGGCAAAUUAUGGAGUGGGAGGACAGUAUGAACCCCACUUUGACUUUGCACGGAAAGAUGAGCCAGAUGCUUUUAAGGAAUUGGGAACAGGCAACAGAAUUGCUACUUGGUUGUUUUAUAUGAGUGAUGUGUCAGCAGGGGGAGCCACUGUCUUUCCUGAAGUGGGAGCCAGUGUUUGGCCUAAAAAGGGCACAGCUGUAUUCUGGUACAACCUCUUCCCAAGCGGAGAAGGCGAUUACAGCACGCGGCAUGCGGCCUGCCCGGUGCUAGUUGGAAACAAAUGGGUAUCCAAUAAAUGGCUGCACGAGCGGGGACAGGAAUUCCGAAGGCCGUGCACUUUAUCAGAGUUGGAAUGAUGCAGACUUGUCCUUCGUCUCUUCUGCAUUCAGUUUGUGUGAAGUGCACACAUCUCCUACAGUUUACAAUUGACUAACACUCCACUACAGGUUCAGUCUUCAGCUACACCGAUGUUUCAUCUGUGGACAAAACGAGCGUGCUUUUACUUCCCUUAAAAUAUCCCCUUAAGGUUUUACAAACAGAAUAUUAUUGAGU